AUGGACAACUCACCCACCGCCUUGUUCGAGAACUAUGACGAGGACCUCAAGCAGCUGCUCGGCGGUCUGAAGGCCAAGCUCGAUGGGGAAGUCAAGGGGCUGACUGGGGAGCAGAGGAAGGCGGCGCUCAAGAAGGUGUCCGAGGAAAUAGAUGAAGCAGAGGAAAUUGUCGGGCAGAUGGAAGUGGAGCUUCCUUCGAUGCCAGUGUCGAUCCGCUCAACGUACCAAGGGCGUUUAGCUACCUCGAAGCAAGGACUUGACAAGGUCAAGAAGACCCUACGCGACCUCCGCUUCGAAUCCCAGCGUUCCGAACUCCUCUCCGGUCCCGGCGGAGCAGGUCAAAGCGGCCGCUGCCCGCACGCCGACGACCCAUACUCUGAUGACCCCGAACCAUACUCGACUCGUUCACGCCUGCUGCAAGGAACUCAGACUCUGGAGGACAGCUCAGGGCGACUGGACAAUGCGCACAGGAUCGCGCUGGAGACGGAAGGAGUGGGCUCGGAGAUCCUCAGAAACCUUAGGGGGCAGAGAGAGCAGCUGGAGAACACCAGAGAUACUCUCACUCAGGCGGACUCUUCCAUUGACAGAGCAGCCGGGACUCUCAAGAAGAUGAUCUUCAAGAUGUACCAACAAAAGUUCCUCUCAAUCGGUAUCAUCAUCGUCCUCGUACUCCUUAUCCUCUUGGUCCUUUACUCCAAAUUCCAUUAG
This is a messenger RNA of Cryptococcus wingfieldii CBS 7118, 708 nucleotides long. RefSeq names its product vesicle transport through interaction with t-SNAREs 1. Gene Ontology annotation, molecular function: SNARE binding; SNAP receptor activity. The coding region runs from base 1 to 708 and encodes 235 amino acids. Gene Ontology annotation, cellular component: SNARE complex; late endosome membrane; ER to Golgi transport vesicle membrane. NCBI's taxonomy places the organism in Eukaryota, Fungi, Basidiomycota, Tremellomycetes, Tremellales, Cryptococcaceae. The transcript is spliced from 6 exons. The record is from RefSeq and is a predicted model, not a curated record. Gene Ontology annotation, biological process: intra-Golgi vesicle-mediated transport; retrograde transport, endosome to Golgi; intracellular protein transport.